CCUUUGUCGGUGUCGGAAGCAUGUCGAUCGCGCGAGUGCGACCAUGGCCAUCCGGGUCAUGAGCGGGGCCUUCCGCUGGACCUAAUUCGGAGACUAGUGAACGAUACGGAUACAUUCGAAGCGAUCAAACGACGUUUACCGCUGCAUUACCCGUACAAUCCGAGCAAUAGUACUCUCAUAGGCGAAGGUGCUGGGCUUGUGGGCAGUGCUGGGCUUGUGGGCAGUGCGGGGCUUGUGGGGAGUGUGGAUGGAGGUAUGGUAAGUGCGAGAGGCGACACGGCGGGUACAGAGGGGGAUAUGGUCAUCGAGGUCGGACCCGAUGUUAUUCCUUUAUUCGAGCACGAUUUCCCUGGAGUCAGGGGAUGUCCUCCCCGAGAACAGGCUGCUAAGUACAGUUGGGAGACUGACGAGAAGAUGAGGCCGUUACUGCCGGCCUAUCACGGUCGGUACGGCUGCGACUCACCGCCUUCCCUGAUGUGGAGUGUGUUUGAAUCUGCUACCAAAACUCUCGAGACCAUCGACUUUGUUCUGUUUACAGGAGAUGCCGCCGCUCACUACUGGCUUCCGGAACAGGCGCACCUCCGAUUCCUUACUACCGCCAUAACGUCUUCUAUAAUCAAGCGGUAUUUCCAUCUCCAAGAAGCUGGUACCCUCGACUUAGAUCUCUGGGAUGGAAGUGUUGUCAAUUUUUUAGAGCUCAUCGUCAAGUCCUUUGAGCAGAACGGAGACCCAAACUUGUACGAGCCCAGCUUGCACGACUUCUACGAUCAAGACCAUUUCAGUCUCGAUCAAGGCCAUUUCAAUCAGGAACUGGUCGACCAAGAUCUUUUCCAUCAAGGCGUUUACAAUAUCAAUUUAAAGAAACGGAAACGCGACACGGAGGCCAUAUCGGAAGCGGUAGACGGCUCUCAGACUUCUGGGGAAGCAGUUGAGGAAACAGACGGCCAGAACUCGGGUCAUGGAUCUAAGCGGAAGAAUAGAACGCCUGUCAUCAUGGCAGUGGGAAACAACGACUUGCUGAGUGACUACGUCCUGGAAGAAAACAGUUCUUGGAAUUCCGAUCUAUACGACGUGUGGAAGGGCUGGCUCGUACCAGAGAACGAGAAAAGGAAUUUUCUUCGGGGUAUGUAUUACAUGACUAACGUUGACGCGCUUCCUAACACUGACGUGCUGGUGCUGAACACCGUUUGGUAUCAUCACCUUGCUGUGGGGCCUGACGGGAUUCCAAUUAUCGAGAAGUACGCUGAAGAACUUUUGGUGAAUCUGACGAAAGACCGGAAGAAGCACGGAAAGAACAGAAAGAGUAAGAAGAACAAAAACGGAAGGGGUCGGAACGAUGACACGGAUGAUUAUACCGAAGCAGACAGAGAUGGUGAUUACACCGCUACGGAGGAACAAGCGACCGACGUGGCUGGAACUGCUGAAGAAUUUGUCACUGCUGAAGGCUUACCCGUGAACAAGACAACCGGCUCUGAAAUUCAAAAGGGUCAGAAUGAAAGCGGCAGUGCUGUGAGGUCAGAUGAGGUAGUUACGGAUGAGGACGAAGCUGCUGCCGCGACAACGGCAGAGGAAGAUGCUACGACAGAAAUGGAUCUGGUGGAACCAGAUCUGGUGGAACCAGAUCUGGUGACUGUAAGCGGGGAUCCCGCCGGUCAAUUUGCGUGGCUUUCCCAGAAGUUAGCAGAUGCACGUGCGGGCAAGAGAGAGGUGCUGAUUGUAGGUCAUGUACCACCGGCUCAAAGCCUCUUUAGGAAUGCGUUUAUGGGCAUCACAGUUGACGCUGAGUGGAAUCACGUGUGGGCCAAAAAGUACGAGGCAAUUCUGGAUGGUUAUCGUGACGUAGUUAAGGGUCAGUAUUUCGGCCACACUCACACAGAUGAAUUUAGACUUGAGGUCGACCGGAAGAAGAGAUCUGUGGAACAAGACCCGCAUGUGGACGCCGAGGUCGUAAACCUGGGGCUUCGUCCGGACCGAAAAGUUGCAGGACCGAGACACCCGCCCGCGUCGAUGGAUCUUGAGUUAGAUCAUGAGGUGGCUGAUAACCUGAGCGAUAGCGUGACUGCUAAGGGACUGAUACUGAUCGCUCCUAGCGUGUCCCCUAAUCAUGCAAACAAUCCUUCUUGGCGUAAAAUGUUAUAUAGGAUGAGUCAUAAGAAAGGGUUCAGUCCUACUGCAUACGAACAGCAUUAUGGCGAGCUGUACGGGUAUGAGAACCGACCAGAGAAUAUUGUUCAUUAUGGUACCUUUGAUAAGGCAGCGUUGGUUCAAAUAGAUCACGUGUACUAUAGCGACCAUAGUAUUGGCCCUGUAAAGCAUAUAAGUCCUAAACAAGUACUACAAGAACUAGACGAAUUUAUGCUCAGUUCAGAAAAGAGGACACGAAAAUGGUGGGAGAACCAACUAGUCCAUGGUGGAGGACCUCCUGCGUUUGUUAUUCGUUGCGUUCUAACCCAGAGGUAUGUUCAUCGUGAUGUUCGAAAGUGUGUGCAGAACGCAAUCGCUAAAAAAAGUCACAUCCCCUUACGAGAUGACCCGAUAAGAGAAAAGUCCAUGCGAGAAGAGUUUGUUAUAACAAUAUAA
Gregarina niphandrodes is the source of this 2580-nucleotide messenger RNA. RefSeq lists its product as hypothetical. The record is from RefSeq and is a predicted model, not a curated record. The transcript has a single exon. NCBI's taxonomy places the organism in Eukaryota, Apicomplexa, Conoidasida, Eugregarinorida, Gregarinidae. The annotation marks the transcript as partial.